CCCUCUCGUUGCCGCUCUGUCCUCCCGUCUCUGUGUCCGGUGCCGCUCUAUCCGCUUCCUUCCCGGGCCGCCUCCCCGCCAUGGCUGCCGUGGAUAUCAGAGAUAAUCUCUUGGGGAUCUCCUGGGUUGACAGCUCCUGGAUCCCCAUAUUAAAUAAUGGGAGUGUGCUGGACUAUUUCUCAGAACGCAGCAACCCCUUCUAUGACCGGACCUGUAACAACGAAGUGGUCAAAAUGCAGAGGAUGACCCUGGAUCACCUGAACCAGAUGGUUGGAGUGGAGUACAUCCUUCUUCAUGCUCAAGAGCCCAUUCUCUUCAUUAUCCGAAAGCAGCAAAGGCAAUCUCCAACACAAGUUAUUCCAUUAGCUGACUACUACAUCAUUGCUGGAGUAAUUUACCAGGCACCUGACUUGGGAUCUGUCAUUAACUCCAGAGUUCUCACUGCAGUGCAUGGGAUUCAGUCUGCUUUUGAGGAAGCCAUGUCCUACUGUCGCUAUCACCCAUCCAAGGGAUACUGGUGGCAUUUCAAAGACCAGGAAGAACGAGAGAAAGCUAAGCCAAAAGCCAAGAAGAAAGAAGAACCAAGUUCUAUUUUCCAAAGGCAACGGGUGGAUGCUUUACUUUUAGACCUAAGACAAAAAUUUCCACCCAGAUUUGUUCAGCAAAAGCCUGGAGAAAAGCCUGUCCCAGUGGAUCAAAUAAAGAAGGAUCCAGAACCAGCCCCUGAAGCUGUCAAGCCAGAGGAAAAAGAGACUGUUAAGAAUGCUCAGCAGAGUGCUGGCCCCAAAGGACCACCUGAAAAACGGAUGAGACUCCAGUGAGUGGAGAAGUUGUUGCAUGUCUGGGUUAGUCAAUACCUGGAGAACAGGAUAUUCUUGCUCCUCUUCAGCUGAGACUGACAGUUCAGGAGCUGGAGUUCCUGUAACAGCUUUUUCUGUAGAAACCUGCCACAGAAAUGUUAAUGUCAGGGUGUGAGCUUCCUCAAAGAGGGUGUUCUCAGUCUUCAUCUGAUUUGGAAUGUUGGCUUCUGGGAAUGGUUUUUACACAGACCUAUUUUUGCAACCUCCUGAAAUCUUUACAAACUCUUGCAUCCCUUGUGUCUUGGUUUCCUACGUAAGAAAUAAAACUUUUAUAUUAAAACCCCAGAAUUCUUGGUCAAUAAAAUUCCUGGCUGCUGGAA
Messenger RNA from Calypte anna (Anna's hummingbird), 1180 nucleotides. It is a transcript of the gene MED6, whose product is annotated as mediator complex subunit 6. Gene Ontology annotation, molecular function: transcription coactivator activity. Lineage: Eukaryota; Metazoa; Chordata; Aves; Apodiformes; Trochilidae. The transcript has 8 exons. Gene Ontology annotation, biological process: regulation of transcription by RNA polymerase II. The coding region runs from base 81 to 821 and encodes 246 amino acids. The record is from RefSeq and is a predicted model, not a curated record. Gene Ontology annotation, cellular component: mediator complex; core mediator complex.